Molecule: messenger RNA, 3344 nt
Organism: Gryllus bimaculatus (two-spotted cricket)
Lineage: Eukaryota; Metazoa; Arthropoda; Insecta; Orthoptera; Gryllidae
Source: the annotation of a GenBank genome assembly
CAUUACUAUAACCUAAAAAGCACUAUGAAAACACGUAUUUACUAAAAUUGCUCCUUCGGGUUAUUUGAUGUGUGAUAUGUACUUUUUACUUCGUAUGUAAAUUAAAUUUAUUACCCCCUUCGCAGAUCCAGAAUGCUAACAUGAUGCUAUUAAAUAUAAUGAUACACUGAACGAGAAUAACUUGUCAGUAUUUACGAAGAGUUGGGGAUUGAGUGGAUGUUAAGCAUUGUUUUCCAACACAACGUUAUUUCCUGAUAAAACAUUCAAACUCGUAUUUUGCCUGCCCUAGUCUAUCGAGAUCAUGAAAAUAAUGUUGAGGAAUUCUGCGGGCGAAAUUUUCUCAAUGGAGGUCAGUCCUGAAAAUUCAUUUCAAAUACUUAAGAAUAAAUUGCAUAUAGACCAUGAAAUGAAUUUAGAAGUGAACGAAAUUAAUUUUAAAAAGAGAAGAGUUUCAGAGACUGAAUCUCAAAAACAUUUAGACCAAUUACCUGAUCAGAAUACAUUUGAUUUUCAAAGUUCUCAUGGUGACAUUGAAGAUCAGUUGUCUGCUGAAACAUCAAAAGUUUUGAAGUGCCUUGUACCAGAAUGUGGUUUGAAUCAAAAAGACCAUCCUAAUAAAUGUUUCUUUGUUCUCCCAACGAAUGAAGAGAGAUUGCACCAUUGGCUGUUGGUGUGCAGGCGUUCAGAUUUAAUAAAAAAUUUGAAAAAUAUUGCCAAUGAACGUUAUGGCAUUUGUGAGGACCAUUUCAUUGGAGAUCAUUUUUUGGAUAAUACCAAACGCACUUUGAAGAGUGAAGCCAUCCCAACAGUAUUCAGUUGCCAUGAAAAUAUGUUCAAAAAUGAAUUUGUUUAUGAAGAUGGGAUAUUUGGGACUAAUACAUUAAUUAAAGAAGAGCUUUCUGAUGUCAGUGAUGGAGCAGUUUCAGAAGAGCACGAGGAUGAUAUUCUGACUGAGAGUUUAAAUCAGUUGUGUCGCCUUUGUGCUUCCCAUAUUAGUGAUGUGGUAUACAUAUUUAAUGACACGGGCCAAGAACAACAAAUCGCCAAGAAAAUUAAUUCCUGCUUGCCUAUUACGGUGAAAAGUACUGAUCCAUUACCUAAACAGUUGUGCAUGUCCUGUGUGGCCAAACUUAAUCUGUGUCAUGAGUUUGCUGAAUCAUGUAUUGAAGCUGAAAAUAAACUGCUACGUUUAAAUAGGAGAAAAUGCUUCAUAUCACAUUCUUCCAGUAUACUAAAAAGAGUGAAUUUACAAAAUCAUAAUUCCAAUGAAAGUCUUACUGCAUUUUCUGAAAAUGAAGAGAAAACAAAGUAUGCAGGACAUGUACAUGGUGAUAACAGUGACUCGGAAGAUUGUAGAAUUAGUCAUGAAACUGUCGAUAUGAAAAAAUUUGAUUGCCCUCUGUGUUGUGGGGGAAGCAUGAUGUUUAAAAGAGAUAAAAGUAUUAUUGUUAACAGUUCUAUGUUGGGCAAUAAUCAAGAAAAAGAUCUUAUUUGCAACCCCACAACACCAGCAGAUGAUCACUUGUUUUCCAAUAACCAUUCCUCUGAAACACAAAUUAUCUGGGAAGGCAAUAACAUUGAACCAGCAGAUUGUGAUAAGAGUUUGGAGGGUAGUGAGGAUAUCAGGGAAGAUGAUUUAGUGUCUACUCCACAUAAUGAUGGACAAAGCAAACGAUUAAUGUUUGCUGGAAAAAUGAAUUGCCGCAUAUGUGAUGAUGUUUUUGAUAAUAUGGAAUUGUGCAUUUCUCAUGCUGAAUCACAUUUUGAAACUGAUUUUUAUCCUUGUAACGUGUGUGAUUUGUGUUUUACUUCCCUUUUAAGUUUUAAAAGUCAUUGUGAAAAGCAUCAUUUAGAAAGUGCAAGGUCCAAAAAUCGGGCAUCUAAACGCUUAACAUGUAAUCUAUGCGGAAAACGUUUCAAUUCAGAAAGAACUUUAAGUGGUCAUGCUUGUGGUAGUUCACCCAGACCGUUUAAAUGCGAUGAAUGUGGGAAAAGCUUCCUCACAGAAGUGCGCCUUCAUUUUCAUCAGCAAAUUCACCAGGGCGGAAGUUCCAUCACUUGUGAACAUUGUGGUAAAAUGUUCAGCCGUGAAAACAAUUUGUACGAUCAUGUUAGAUUGGUUCAUAUGCGCGAAAAAGCGCAUUGUUGCGAUCAGUGUGGGAAAACGUUCCAGUUGAAAGCGCGUCUUAUUGCCCACCAAAGAGUGCACACAGGGGAGCGCCCUUUCGAAUGUGACAUUUGCGGAGGCAAAUUCUACGACAAGGCGACUCUAAAGGGCCACAGACUCACGCACUUAGAUGUCAAACCAUUCCAAUGCGAAAAGUGCGGCAGGUGUUUCGCGCGGAAGACUUUAUUUAAGCAGCAUACAAUAGCUCACCUUUCCGAGGAGAGAAAGCGUCCGAGGACGUACUCGUGCAGAUUGUGUGGAGGAUCUGUUUUUUCAUCGUAUGCGAAACUCAUCGAGCACAGAAAAGAGGUUCAUCCGGAUGCCGAAAUGAACGAAGUGGACGACAGUGCUCAAGUUUCGAAACCCUUUAAAUGCGAAGACUGCGGCAAGUCUUUCGCUUAUCGCGUGACUUUGGUGGCUCAUCGCAGGAACCACACCGGAGAGCUCCCUUUUCAGUGCGAAUUUUGUUCCAAAAGAUUUUCCCAAAAGAGGUCGUUGAUUUUGCACCGCCGAAUCCACACCGGCGAGAAACCGUUCGUGUGCAUGGAGUGCGGCAAGCGAUUCGUGCAGAGCGCGCACCUCUACUCGCACACGCGGCUGCACACGGGCGAGAAGCCCUACGCGUGCGAGGUGUGCGGCGAGGCGUUCCGCCUCAAGGACGUGCGAGACGCGCACCAGCGCAAGCACACGGGCGAGCGCCCCUUCAAGUGCAACGUGUGCGGCAAGGCGUUCCGCACCAGCCACUCCUACUACCAGCACAUGUGGAUCCACCAGGGCAAAAAGCCCUACCCUUGUUCGUAUUGCGGCAAAGCGUUUCGGCGCUCGAACGGGUUGAAAAUUCACAUUCGAAUUCACACGGGGGAAAAGCCGCACUCGUGCGAUAUUUGCGGCCGCUCCUUCGCGCAGAAGCAGGACAUGAAGAAACACAGAAAUCUCCAUGGCGUGGGGAAGUUGUAAACGCUCUUAAAAAACUACCAGACACACUCAUGGAGUACAUGCUGUUCCUAUCAUGGUUAUUAAUUAUACUUGACAUGUAUAAAGUAUUUAUUUCAUUUAAGUCAAUGGUAACUGUAAUAUAAACAUUUCUGAGAUUUAUGUACUUUUCUGUAUGAGAGUCCACAAUUAUACUUGCAAUGAUUCUUGUGUUUUGAAAAUAAAUUAUUGUUCUCGUACCAGU